Molecule: messenger RNA, 1425 nt
Organism: Aspergillus ibericus CBS 121593
Lineage: Eukaryota; Fungi; Ascomycota; Eurotiomycetes; Eurotiales; Aspergillaceae
Product: M20 family metallopeptidase
Exons: 5
Coding region: 181-1425 (414 amino acids)
Molecular function (GO): dipeptidase activity
Source: RefSeq, a predicted model, not a curated record
CGACGUAGCAUCCGGUGGAUCCUAUCAAUCGACUCGAUCGUAUUCGGGAUUUGUUCGUCGUCGGCCGAGGUUGUUCUCGCUUAUGCGUGCCACGGUGACGAUGUCUGCGUGAGCAUAUAUGACGCCGGCAGAUAUCUCGGGUUUGGCCUAGUUUUCAGCAAGCAAGUAGGAACCAUCACCAUGACCGUUACGCAAACUAUUACUCAGCCUGUGCCCAGUAUUGCGGAGGUCAAGGCAUCAGUAGAUACGGCGUUGAAGUCUUUACAAACAUCACUUCGAGAGCUCAACAGAGAGAUCUGGUCCAACCCAGAAACGGCCUACCAAGAGCAUCGAGCCCAUGACACCAUCUGCGACUUUCUUGAGAAGCAAGGCUUCACCGUCACCCGCCAUGCAUACGGAUUGGACACCUCGUUCGAGGCCAUCAGUGGUUCUGGGGGGCGAAUGAUCAAUUUCAAUGCCGAAUACGAUGCUUUGCCUGAUAUUGGUCAUGCCUGUGGCCAUAACCUCAUCACCACAAGCAGCAUGGCGGCUUUCCUGGCCCUAUCUGCCAUUCUAAAACACUACGGGAUCCCCGGUCGUACUCAGCUUCUGGGCACACCUGCUGAGGAGAAUGGUGGUGGCAAGGCCAAGCUGAUUGAUGCGGGUGCAUACAAGGAUGUAGACGUGUCAUUGAUGGCCCACGCCGGGCCUAAAGAGCUCUUUCCUGGCGUCGUAACGGACGGUGUCGGCGGAGUGCUUAUGAAUGCUCGGAAAGAAAUCCAUUGCGAGUUCACCGGCCGGAGUGCCCACGCCGGCGGCAAUCCCUGGGAAGGAGUUAAUGCUCUUGAUGCCCUGGUGACAUCCUACAACAAUGUGGCCGUGUUACGCCAACAACUCCGUCCGGAUGAGCGUAUCCACUGUGCCUUCCUGGAUACCCCUAAGGUGGCCAACGUGAUUCCCUCCUACACCAAAGCGUACUGGCAGGUUCGGAGUCCGACAUUGAAAGGGUUGAACCGGUUAAUGGUCAAGGUCCGGAACUGCAUCGAAGCUGGGGCAUUGGCGACGGGGUGUGAAGUUAAGAUUAUCGAAAACGAGCUGUAUACCGACAUCAAGAUCAACGAUACCCUGUGCGACCGGUAUCAAGCGCACAUGGCCAAGUACGAUCGGAACGUCCUCAAGCGACACGAGAAGGUCUUGACGGGGUCGUCAGAUAUUGGCAACGUCAGCUACCUCGUACCGACGCUGCACACGAUGUUUGGAAUCACGUCCGAAGAGGGCUCAUUUCCCCAUCAUCCCAGCUUUGCUGCAGCUGCUGGAACGGACUUUGCUCAUGAAGAAGCAGUGAUUGUGGGCAAGUCCCUGGCACUGAUUGGCUGGGAGAUGGUGACGAGUGAUGAGUUGUUUGGGGUUGCGCAGAGGCAAUGGAAGGAGUGUAGUCAGGAGUAG